AUGAGCGCGUCUUUGAAUUACAAGUCUUUUUCCAAAGAGCAGGAGACCAUGGAUAACUUGGAGAAGCAACUCAUCUGUCCCAUCUGCUUAGAGAUGUUCACGAAACCCGUGGUCAUUCUCCCCUGCCAGCAUAACCUGUGUAGGAAAUGUGCCAGUGACAUUUUCCAGGCCUCUAACCCGUACUUGCCCACAAGAGGAGGUAGCACUGUGGCCUCGGGGGGCCGAUUCCGUUGCCCAUCCUGCAGACACGAAGUGGUUUUGGACAGACAUGGGAUCUACGGGCUUCAGAGGAACCUGCUGGUGGAAAAUAUCAUUGACAUCUACAAGCAGGAGUCCACCAGACCAGAAAAGAAGUCCGACCAGCCCCUGUGUGAGGAGCACGAAGACGAGCGCAUCAACAUCUACUGUCUGAACUGCGAAGUGCCCACCUGCUCUCUGUGCAAGGUCUUUGGGGCGCACAAGGACUGCCAGGUGGCUCCCCUCACGCACGUGUUCCAGAGGCAGAAGUCUGAGCUCAGCGACGGCAUUGCUGUCCUUGUGGGAAGCAAUGAUCGGGUCCAGGGAGUGAUCAGCCAGCUGCAGGACACCUGCAAAACGAUCGAGGAAUGCUGCAGAAAACAGAAACAGGAACUUUGUGAGAAGUUUGAUUACCUGUAUGGCAUCUUGGAGGAGAGGAAGAACGAAAUGACCCAAGUCAUCACCCGAACCCAAGAGGAGAAGCUGGAACAUGUCCGUGCUCUCAUCAAAAAGUAUUCUGACCAUUUGGAGAACGUGUCAAAGUUGGUUGAGUCAGGAAUACAGUUCAUGGAUGAGCCGGAAAUGGCAGUGUUUCUGCAGAAUGCCAAAACCCUGUUACAAAAAAUUUCUGAAGCAUCGAAGGCAUUUCAGAUGGAGAAAAUAGAACAUGGUUAUGAGAACAUGAACCACUUUGCAGUCAACCUCAGUAGAGAAGAAAAAAUAAUACGCGAAAUUGAUUUUUACAGAGAAGAUGAAGAUGAAGAAGAAGGAGAAGAAGGAGACGGAGAGGGAGAGGGAGAAGGAGGAGAGGGAGAGGGAGAAGGAGGAGAGGUAGUAGAAGUGGAAGAGGCGGAAAAUGUUCAAACAGAGUCAUCAGGAGGAGAUGAAAGUCCAGAGAAAGGCCUGGAGCCCUCUCCGCCCGCCUCGGAGCUCCAGGCUGCCCCAGAGCCUCCUCCAGCCCUGCCACCCGCUGCCGAUGCCCCGGUGACACAGGGGGAGGUUGUACCCACUGGCUCUCAGCAGACCACAGAGUCUGAAACUCCAGUCCCUGCAGCAACGGACACUGCGGAUCCCUUGCUUUACCCUAGUUGGUAUAAAGGCCAAAUGCGGAAAACCACCACCAACCCACCUUCCACCCCAGGGAGCGAAGGUCUGGGGCACGUAGGGCCUUCAGGUUCUGAGGAUCCGAAUGUGCGGAAGGCAGAAGGGGCAGAAGCCGCAGCCAGUGAGAGGGCAGCAGUGAGUGGUAAGGAAACUAGCUCACCUGCGGCUACUUCUCAGACUGGAUUUGAGAACCCUCCCCUCCAGGGACAGGCUGCAGCUUCAGGGAGUGGGAAUGGAGCUGAUUCUGAGCCAGCUCGCCAUGUCUUCUCCUUUUCCUGGUUGAACUCCCUGAAUGAAUGA
Eubalaena glacialis (North Atlantic right whale) is the source of this 1641-nucleotide messenger RNA. It is a transcript of the gene TRIM55, whose product is annotated as tripartite motif containing 55. Gene Ontology annotation, molecular function: zinc ion binding. The transcript is spliced from 10 exons. Lineage: Eukaryota; Metazoa; Chordata; Mammalia; Artiodactyla; Balaenidae. The record is from RefSeq and is a predicted model, not a curated record. The coding region runs from base 1 to 1641 and encodes 546 amino acids.